CAUCAGCACCUCGGACAGCCACCUCUAUCUGCACGCCACAGCUCAGUGUGGAUGGAGCUGCACGCACGAGGAUGUUUUUAACGGGAAAAUUGCUUCUGUGACUGUAAACAUGGGGGAGUUUGUGCUUUCUGCCUGAAAACCAGAUGAAAUCAAGUUUUAGCAUCCCGCAGAUUUAUGAGGAGGGAGAGACACAUCGCUACAGCCCGCCAUGUGAAGUGGCAUUUUUAUUCUCACUGAUCCACGAAGGUCUUAAUUUGACUCAAUGAUGGUGAUGAUGAUGAUGAUGAUGAUGAUGAUCGCUUGUUUUUAACAAGAGUUGCAAGGAAGAGUUGCAGCCUGCUGUCGGCUCACCUUGUGUUUGCAGGAAUCCAUGUUCCUGUCGCUCCUCCUGAACGGUGGCGCAGAGAUGGAUGGGGAAAAGAAGGGAGAGGUGGCUGUGGCAAGUUGUCGAGGAUUUGUUGCCCGUCAGAUUUCUCUUUUUUUCGCUUCCAUCUCUAACGUGCAAAGCAGCUGGACUGUAACUUUGUGACUGGGCUGCCUGAGGUGGGGGGGUGUGGGGUAAAAUCCGCUCGAUGUGCCAGCCCAACAAAGAAAGAAAGAAAGAAAGAAAGAAAGAAAGAAAGAAAGAAAGAAAGAAAGAAAGAAAGAAAGAAAGAUCCAAGGCUACAGCGAAGAAGAGGAGACAAGAGGAAACAGUAGUGAACUGAUGGAUGCCACUGCGAGACAACAAAGGAGACACGCUUGUCACCUCCUGUAAUUUCAUCUCCCCUGUAGGUAAAUGAGAAACUCAAACAUAAAUCGGAUUUGACUUAGUUGUUAAUAGGAUUUAAUAUCAACCCCCCUCAGACACCCUCUCUGCUUCUCCCUUAAGAGGAAUAGACUCCCAACAUUUUGCUGCAAGCCCUGGACAGCUCCUGCUGAUUUAAAGCACCGAGGGGACCCGGUUGAACCCUGGGAACCCAACAAACAACCGGAGUGAAAAUGUAGGCAUGACAGGACGCUGCUGGACCCCACUGACUUUAAUGAUGGUGCCCGCGCAGUUUGUGGCUCUCACCGUCCAUUGAAUCCCGAAAGAAAAAACGCCUGUGUCCAUGAAAAAUAAUCCCUCCCUAUUGGCUGGAUUGCGGUGCACAUGCUAUAACAACAGGAUAUGCAAAGACCUAUGGGCUGAUCUAAUAGCCUAUCAUGUUUUUCGCACGCGUUUUUGACCGAGACCUGUAUUUUAUUUAACAGGAUGUGAACUGUGCUGUUAAACCAGGUGGAUCGAAUGCAAUAAUAAUAAUAAUAAUAAUAAUAAUAAUAAUAAUAAUAAUAAUGAUCUGAUGGACCUACCACAGUCAAGCUGUGUGUUGUUUCACAGGGCAGUUGUGCCUGUGUAGUAAAGCUGCUGAAGAAUGUUUAAGUAUCGGAUCCGGAUUUUUUUCAAUGAACUCAAAGUGUUGCUACUGAUGCGCUCUGGAUCAAGCAGGGGGACUGAUACAGGCACAGACACACAGACCAGGAUGCGAGGGCUCGCUAUAGGAGACUGUGGUUGGCCGCCGCUGAACUGCUCUCACCGGGACGACGAGGAGGAAUAUUACGGCUCUGACCCCCGGCCACGCAGCCUGGCAUUUGAGGAUAAAGAAGGAGCCAAACCCCAGGGAGGGGGCCUGGACGCUGCUUCCCUCCCGAGUCUCUCAGAGAGCGGGACGCGAUCACCGCAGUGCCGGAUCUGCUUCCAGGGGCCAGAGAAGGGGGAGCUGUUGAGCCCCUGUCGCUGUGACGGCUCUGUGCGCUGUACUCACCAGUCCUGCCUUAUCCGCUGGAUCAGUGAGAGGGGCUCCUGGAGCUGUGAACUCUGCUACUUCAAGUACCAGGUCCUGGCCAUCAGCACCAAGAACCCACUGCAGUGGCAGGCCAUCUCUCUGACUGUGAUCGAGAAGGUGCAGAUUGCAGCCAUUAUCCUGGGCUCUUUGUUCCUCUUCGCCAGUAUCUCCUGGUUGGUGUGGUCGUCUCUCAGCCCCUCAGCCAAAUGGCAGCGGCAGGACCUUCUCUUUCAGAUAUGCUACGGCAUGUACGGCUUCAUGGACAUAGUUUGUAUAGGCCUUAUAAUCCAUGAAGGAUCAUCUGUUUACCGGAUCUUUAAGCGUUGGCAGGCUGUGAACCAGCAGUGGAAAGUGCUGAAUUACGAGAAAGCGAAGGACUUAGAUGACCCCAUCAGUUCCAGCAGUAAAGGCGCUGAUCGUGUUGAGAGGAACUCUCCUCACACUGUCACAGACAGCGGACAGAGGGCGAGUCGGCAUGUCAGGACUAUUCUCCACCACCACUGUGGCUAUACUAUUUUGCACAUCCUCAGCCAGUUAAGACCCAACAACCUGCACAGCGCCAACCAUGAGGUGGUCAUGAGGGUGACCACUGUAUGAGGCUGGGUAUAUACAGACAAAUGUCCUCUGAUGUUUAAGGAGGAGAUAAAAGUGUUGAUUGGGAUUUAAUACAAAGAGAAUCCUAAUCUGUCACAUAAACACUGCCGAUGACUUUUUCACAGAUUCUCCCUGAGCUCAAAGUGGACAAUGAGAAAUAUUGAGCAAGGGGAAAACAUUGCUUGUGAAAAUUAUUGUGCUCCUUCUCAUGCGACCACCACAACAAUGGCCCCAGCACCCUUAAUUUAUUCUACGUAUUCCUGAUCUGGUAGAUUUGAUCUGUUUUUAAUUGGAGCUGCGCUGAUGGAUCAGACAUUAGAAAGCCAACAAAAAGUUGUCCUCUCUGGACAUUUUUUUUUAAAGAUGAUGCAGACAAAAGGGGAGAUUUCUUUGUCACAUGUCAUUCCUCACUCUCUCUAUUCACUGUCAACAACCAAAUAAAACCAUAUUUCAAAA
Messenger RNA from Seriola aureovittata, 2855 nucleotides. Its product is annotated as E3 ubiquitin-protein ligase MARCHF9-like. The transcript has 4 exons. NCBI's taxonomy places the organism in Eukaryota, Metazoa, Chordata, Actinopteri, Carangiformes, Carangidae. Gene Ontology annotation, biological process: protein ubiquitination. The coding region runs from base 1395 to 2402 and encodes 335 amino acids. The record is from RefSeq and is a predicted model, not a curated record. Gene Ontology annotation, molecular function: ubiquitin-protein transferase activity; zinc ion binding.